Molecule: messenger RNA, 1998 nt
Organism: Gracilinanus agilis (Agile Gracile Mouse Opossum)
Lineage: Eukaryota; Metazoa; Chordata; Mammalia; Didelphimorphia; Didelphidae
Gene: MYNN
Product: myoneurin
Exons: 7
Coding region: 1-1851 (616 amino acids)
Cellular component (GO): nucleus
Molecular function (GO): protein binding
Source: RefSeq, a predicted model, not a curated record
AUGCUGCCGGCCGCGGCGCACCACUGCGGGCACCUCCUGGAGCGGCUGAACGCGCAGCGCGAGGCAGGCUUCCUGUGCGACUGCACGGUGGUCAUCGGGGAGCAGCAGUUCCGGGCGCACCGCAACGUGCUGGCUUCAUUCAGCGAGUACUUCGGGGCCGUGUACCGGGACUCGCCGCCGCCCGCCGACGUCUUCCUGGACCAGAGCCAGGUGAAGGCAGACGGCUUUCAGAAGCUGCUUGAGUUCAUCUACACCGGCACGCUGCACCUGGACAGUUGGAAUGUUAAAGAAAUUCACCAGGCUGCUGACUAUCUCAAAGUGGAGGAGGUGGUCACUAAAUGUAAGAUAAAGAUGGAAGAUUUUGCUUUUCUUGCUAAUCCCUCUUCUACAGAGAUAUCUAGUAUUACUGGCAACAUUGAGCUGAACCAGCAGACUUGCCUACUUACUCUUCGAGAUUUUAACAACCGGGAGAAAUCAGAAACUUCUGUUGACUUGGUUCAGGCACAUGCUAAGAAGGUGACUUUAGAAAAGAAAUCUCCUCAAACCAAAAAGAAGAAGAAGGCGACUUUUAGUUCCCAGAAAAAUGUGCAAAAUAAGCCAGUGCAAUAUUCCAGUGACCUGUUAGAGAAUUCUUCUGUUGACAUGUUUCUAGAUAUAAAUAAAUUGCCUUCACCAGUAACAGAACAAAUUGCACAAGGAAAUGAUACCUCAGAACUCCAGCUGACUUCAGUUGUGGGAGAUGAUAGUUUUACAACACAAGACAUCAUUUUGCAAACAGUUGCAGUAAAACAGAAACGAGGAAAAUCACAGCCAAACUGUGCUUUGAAAGAGCACUGUAUGUCGAAUAUAGCCAGUGUUCCGAACACUUACCAGCUGGAGGCCUCUGGAGAAGACCUAGAUCAGAGGUACCCGAAGACCAAGCCUAUGUGUAACACUUGUGGGAAAGUGUUUUCAGAAGCUAGCAGCCUAAGGCGACAUAUGCGAAUCCACAAAGGGGUAAAGCCCUACGUCUGCCAACUGUGUGGAAAAGCAUUUACCCAGUGUAACCAGCUGAAAACGCAUGUCAGAACUCAUACAGGUGAGAAGCCAUAUAGAUGUGAACUCUGUGACAAAGGCUUUGCUCAAAAGUGCCAGCUGGUUUUUCAUAGUCGCAUGCAUCAUGGUGAAGAGAAGCCCUAUAAAUGUGAUGUAUGCAAUUUACAGUUUGCAACUUCUAGUAAUCUCAAGAUUCAUGGAAGGAAGCAUAGUGGAGAAAAGCCAUAUGUGUGUGACAGGUGUGGACAGAGGUUUGCUCAGGCCAGCACGCUGACUUACCAUGUUCGUCGGCACACCGGAGAAAAGCCUUACGUGUGUGAUACGUGUGGGAAGGCGUUUGCAGUGUCUAGCUCCCUCAUAACUCACUCUCGAAAACAUACAGGUGAAAAACCAUACAUAUGUGGUAUUUGUGGGAAAAGUUUUAUUUCCUCAGGAGAGCUCAACAAACACUUUCGAUCCCAUACAGGGGAAAGACCAUUUAUCUGUGAAUUAUGUGGAAAUUCCUAUACUGAUAUAAAAAAUUUAAAGAAGCACAAAACAAAAGUCCAUUCUGGAUCUGAAAAAACUCUAGAUUCCAACAUGGGAGAUAACACUUUUAAUGAACAAGAUUCCAUGCAGAAAAGUCCUUUGUCAGAACCUUUAGAUGUGAAACCUUCUGAUAUGACUUUACCAUUAACUCUUCCCCUUGGAACGGAGAACCACCAGAUGCUGUUGCCUGUAACAGAUAAUCAGUCUCCAUCAUCAGACACAUUGUUGAGAUCAACUGUAAAUGGGUAUUCAGAACCACAGUUUAUUUUUUUGCAGCAGUUAUAUUGACUAUGAGCAAUAUGGAAUUAGCGAAAUAGCUCUGGUAGUGAACAUAGACCUCUCUGGCAAGGUGAACAUAUUCAUUAAAUGUCAUUUGGGUUGUGAUCAUUUUUCAUUCAGCUAAGUAAAGGCACCUGAUCCUGCGUCUUCACUGUG